AUGUUCGUGUCCGACGAAGAGGUGGGUCACACUUUCGCCUAUUGGUACAAGAGGUACGGACCGGUCAUCAGGGAUUCGGUCUUGCUGGAUAGCGAGAAGCGCGAUUUGAUCCUCAUAAAGCUGGACGAGGAUGCAUAUCGCAAAUAUGCGGAUGACAUACUGCCGAAACAACCGCACGAGAUCGAUUUCGAGACGACGGUCGCGAAGCUGGAGAAGCUUUUCGCGUCAAAGAAGACGCUGAUUCGACGACGGUACGAGUGUCUCAAGAUAAACUGCCCGCCGCUGACGGCCAGUUGUGUACCAACUACGCGAACAUGA
Molecule: messenger RNA, 318 nt
Organism: Necator americanus (New World hookworm)
Lineage: Eukaryota; Metazoa; Nematoda; Chromadorea; Rhabditida; Ancylostomatidae
Exons: 1
Coding region: 1-318 (105 amino acids)
Source: RefSeq, a predicted model, not a curated record